This is a messenger RNA of Mustela lutreola (European mink), 2122 nucleotides long. It is a transcript of the gene CSTF2, whose product is annotated as cleavage stimulation factor subunit 2. Bases 100 to 1908 code for a protein of 602 amino acids. Gene Ontology annotation, biological process: mRNA 3'-end processing. Gene Ontology annotation, molecular function: mRNA binding. The record is from RefSeq and is a predicted model, not a curated record. Gene Ontology annotation, cellular component: mRNA cleavage and polyadenylation specificity factor complex. The transcript is spliced from 15 exons. Lineage: Eukaryota; Metazoa; Chordata; Mammalia; Carnivora; Mustelidae.
CUUCCGGGUAACGCGCCCGUACUGAAGCGUGUUUAGCGCAGAGCUCAGGCGCCGUAAGGAAGUGUGCUCUGGCGCACCGGAAGCUGCCGGAAGAGAGCGAUGGCGGGUUUGACUGUGAGAGACCCUGCGGUGGAUCGUUCUCUGCGUUCGGUGUUCGUGGGGAACAUUCCAUAUGAGGCUACUGAAGAGCAAUUAAAGGACAUCUUUUCUGAGGUUGGACCCGUUGUUAGUUUCAGGUUGGUAUAUGAUAGGGAGACAGGAAAGCCAAAGGGUUAUGGCUUCUGUGAAUACCAAGACCAGGAGACAGCACUUAGUGCCAUGCGAAACCUGAAUGGGCGUGAAUUCAGUGGGAGAGCACUUCGAGUGGACAAUGCUGCCAGUGAAAAGAACAAAGAAGAGCUGAAGAGCCUUGGCACUGGUGCCCCUGUCAUUGAGUCACCUUAUGGAGAGACCAUCAGUCCUGAGGAUGCCCCUGAGUCCAUUAGCAAAGCAGUUGCCAGUCUUCCACCAGAGCAGAUGUUUGAGCUGAUGAAACAAAUGAAGCUUUGUGUCCAGAAUAGUCCCCAGGAAGCACGGAACAUGUUGCUUCAGAACCCUCAGCUGGCUUAUGCUUUGCUACAAGCACAGGUAGUGAUGAGAAUUGUGGAUCCAGAGAUUGCUCUGAAAAUUCUGCAUCGCCAGACAAAUAUCCCAACACUGAUUGCAGGCAACCCUCAGCCAGUCCACAGUGCUGGGCCUGGCUCAGGAUCCACUGUGUCAAUGAACCAGCAGAAUCCUCAGGCCCCUCAAGCGCAGGCUUUGGGUGGAAUGCAUGUCAAUGGUGCACCUCCUCUGAUGCAAGCUUCUAUGCAGGCUGGAGUUCCAGCACCAGGACAGAUACCAGCGGCUGUAACAGGGCCUGGUCCUGGUUCCUUAGCUCCUGGAGGAGCAAUGCAAGCCCAGGUUGGAAUGCCAGGAAGUGGACCAGUGUCCAUUGAUCGAGGCCAAGGAACCCUACAGCACUCGCCCGUGGGACCCGCCGGGCCUACAUCAAUUGAGCGAGUUCAAGUGCCGAUGCAGGACCCCAGAGCCGCUAUGCAGCGUGGGCCCUUGCCUGCCAACGUCCCAACUCCUCGAGGUCUAUUAGGAGACGCCCCAAAUGACCCACGUGGAGGCACUUUACUUUCUGUAACUGGAGAGGUAGAGCCUAGAGGUUACCUGGGACCACCUCACCAGGGUCCACCCAUGCACCAUGUCCCUGGCCAUGACAGCCGUGGCCCACCCCCACAUGAGAUGAGGGGAGGGCCAUUAGCUGAGCCCAGACCUCUAAUGGCAGAGCCAAGAGGACCCAUGCUAGAUCAGAGGGGUCCACCCUUGGAUGGCAGAGGCGGAAGAGAUCCCCGAGGCAUAGACACACGAGGAAUGGAGGCACGAGCCAUGGAGGCUAGAGGAUUAGAUGCCAGAGGAUUGGAGGCCCGAGCAAUGGAAGCCCGUGCAAUGGAGGCCCGCGCGAUGGAGGCCCGUGCGAUGGAGGCCCGCGCGAUGGAGGCCCGCGCGAUGGAAGUCAGAGGGAUAGAGGCCAGAAGUAUGGAUGCAAGGGGCCCGGUCCCUGGCCCUAGAGGCCCUAUGCCUACUGGAAUCCAGGGUCCCAGUCCAAUUAACAUGGGGGCAGUUGGCCCCCAGGGAUCCAGACAGGUCCCAGUCAUGCAGGGAGCAGGCAUGCAAGGAGCAAGCAUUCAGGGUGGAGGUCAGCCUGGGGGCUUUAGUCCUGGCCAGAACCAAGUUACCCCACAGGACCAUGAGAAGGCUGCUUUGAUCAUGCAGGUCCUUCAGCUGACUGCGGACCAGAUUGCCAUGCUGCCUCCGGAGCAGAGGCAGAGUAUCCUGAUCUUAAAGGAACAAAUACAGAAAUCCACUGGAGCACCUUGAAAGGUUUUCAAAAAUACCUGGCAACAAAUCGGGAAAUCAAUUCCAUAACUUUGUUGAAAUGUUGCAAAAAGAUGACUUCUGCAUCCUAACCCGUGAAUGACCCAAAUUGGUGCCAGGUGGAGGAUUCCCAUCACCUUCUCUCAGAACAAAAUCAGUUUAUUCUGUUGUCUUAGUUUGUAUAUUUUCUGUGACUUGAAAUAAACUUUGAACACAA